AUGGUGAUGUUGGUGGUCAUGAGUAGUGGCGGAGAUGGUGGGUGGUGUAAUGGUGGAGGUGGAAAUGUUGGUAGUAACAGUGGUGGUGAUGAAGGUGGUGGCAAAGGUGUUGUCGGUGGUGGCGACAAAGGUGUUGGUGGUGGCAACGAAGGUAAUGGCGGUGAUGGUGGCAGUGAUGUGGUAGGUGGUGGUGGAGGUGAUGUGCAGUGGGAAAUGAUGACAAUGAUGUAUGGUGGUGGAGGUGGUGGUGGUUAUGGUGGAGGUGGUGAUAACGGUGGUGGGUAG
Molecule: messenger RNA, 285 nt
Organism: Lactuca sativa (garden lettuce)
Lineage: Eukaryota; Viridiplantae; Streptophyta; Magnoliopsida; Asterales; Asteraceae
Source: RefSeq, a predicted model, not a curated record